AUGUCCUAUUACCCGCCCUACCAGGGCGCCCCAGGGUAUCCCCCGCCGCAACAAUCUUACCCCCCGCAGCAGCAACAGCAGCAGCAGUACCCCGGCAUGCACCAUCAACAGCAGUCUUAUGGUGGCUACCCUGGCCAGUCCUACCACCAGCAGGCGCCGCCGCCGCAACAGUCCAACCCAUACGGAUACAGUCAUUCUCCGCAGCCGCCUCAUCAGCCUUACGGGUCGCCCCCUCCACCCCACGGUUAUAACCAGGGACCUCCGCCCGGAUACCAACAGCCUCCCAGUGGUCCACCCAGACACCAACAGCCUCCCAGUGGUCCGCCCGGAUACCAGCAGCCUCCCAAUGGUCCGCCCAUGUACCAAGGCGGCCGCCAGCAAGGAAAUUAUGUUCAUCAGUCUGGUGGUGGCCGCCCGCCCCCGCCUCCAACUGCCCCAGUCUCCUUCGGCAACGGUGCUCCGCAAGGGUAUAGCUUCCAGUACUCGCGCUGCACUGGUAAGCGCAAGGCGCUGCUGAUCGGAAUCAACUACUUUGGCCAGAAGGGUCAGCUGCGCGGUUGUAUCAACGACGUCAAGAACAUGUCAGCGUACCUGAACCAGAACUUCGGUUAUGCCCGCGAAGACAUGGUCCUCCUCACCGAUGAUCAGCAGAAUCCCAUGAGCCAGCCGACCAAGGCGAAUAUCCUGCGCGCUAUGCACUGGCUAGUCAAGGAUGCGCAGCCCAACGACUCGUUGUUCUUCCACUACUCGGGCCACGGCGGUCAGACACCAGAUCUUGAUGGUGAUGAGGAUGAUGGGUAUGAUGAAGUGAUCUACCCUGUCGAUUUCCGAGUCGCGGGUCACAUUGUCGAUGAUGAGAUGCACCGGAUCAUGGUCCAGUCGCUGCGCCCCGGUGUGCGCUUGACGGCCAUCUUCGAUUCAUGCCACUCCGGCUCCGCCCUCGACCUUCCCUAUAUCUACUCCACCUCUGGUGUGCUCAAGGAGCCCAAUCUGGCCAAGGAAGCUGGCCAGGGUCUCCUGGGUGUGGUGUCGGCGUAUGCGCGGGGCGACAUGGGUGGCAUGAUGUCCACCGCCAUGGGUUUCCUCAAGAAGGCUACCAAGGGUGAUGAAGUGUACGAGCGCAACAAGCAGACCAAGACCAGCCCUGCGGACGUUAUCAUGUGGUCUGGUAGUAAGGACGAUCAGACGAGUCAAGACGCCCAGAUCGCUGGCCAAGCCACUGGCGCCAUGUCGUGGGCUUUCAUCGCUGCCUUGCGGAAGAAUCCCCAGCAGAGCUAUGUCCAGCUGCUGAACAGCAUUCGGGACGAGCUUUCGUCCAAGUAUACCCAAAAGCCGCAGUUGAGCUGCAGUCACCCUCUGGACACGAAUCUUCUUUAUGUGAUGUAA
Penicillium daleae is the source of this 1386-nucleotide messenger RNA. Its product is annotated as caspase family protein. The record is from RefSeq and is a predicted model, not a curated record. The transcript is spliced from 6 exons. Gene Ontology annotation, biological process: proteolysis. Gene Ontology annotation, molecular function: cysteine-type endopeptidase activity. Lineage: Eukaryota; Fungi; Ascomycota; Eurotiomycetes; Eurotiales; Aspergillaceae. The coding region runs from base 1 to 1386 and encodes 461 amino acids.